Amyelois transitella is the source of this 1822-nucleotide messenger RNA. RefSeq names its product peptidoglycan-recognition protein LB. The record is from RefSeq and is a predicted model, not a curated record. NCBI's taxonomy places the organism in Eukaryota, Metazoa, Arthropoda, Insecta, Lepidoptera, Pyralidae. Gene Ontology annotation, biological process: peptidoglycan catabolic process; innate immune response. The transcript has 4 exons. Bases 935 to 1552 code for a protein of 205 amino acids. Gene Ontology annotation, molecular function: zinc ion binding; peptidoglycan binding; N-acetylmuramoyl-L-alanine amidase activity.
UACAGUUCAACAUAUAUUUAAUAAAAUAAAUAAAUUUAAUUGUAUACACAAUUAAAUUUAUUUAAAAUUCACAAUCUAGCAUAGAUUAACUUAAUAAACUAAAGGCUAAAUCUGAAUACAUAUUUCCCUCAUCGUAGUAGUUAUAAUUAGAUUUAAGUGAUGUGACGUCAAUAAGUGGUACCUUGUAUCCAAUUUUGAAAAUAAAUCUAUUCCAUUCUAUUCUAUUCGUAAGAAACACAGUUUGUAAUAAUUUUACAACGUUGAAAAUAAAGUAUCGAUGUAAACGGCAAGUUAAAAACACAUUGUAGAAAAAGCGGAGCGGAGAACUGCAGUGUGAAAUUUUCAUGAACACCGUCAAUUCGUAAAUUAUAGGCAGAAUCUUAAGGUUAAGCUGAGCAUCGGUAAGCACAUAAAGUUAUACUCACAGCUCAAAAAUACUUAAUCAUUACUUUCAAGAAGGACACUUCUUGUCAACAAGUCUGAUUGAUCCAACGAUGCUCGCAAUGUUGAGGGUGUCAAACUAAAACGAUUAUGUUACGGAAAAUAAAGGCAUGUAUACUUUUAUUAUUUCCGCUAACAUAUAUUAAUAUGUUCUGCCACGAUGUAUGAAACAGAUACUAAUUAACCGUUAACUUUACAUAUGCAUCGCUAUAUCAGCUAGUAAGUCUGUAAUGUUAAACUAAAAGAUGUGAAUUAAUUAACUGGAAGUUCAAACGAGACGGAAAAAUCAACAUUAAAACCAUUUAAUGUACGUAAAAUUUAACAUUUGAAGAGGACAAGUGUUUGUUAUCGGCUAAUAGGGAAAGUACCGAGAACUUGAAUCCAUAUAAAUGGACAUCGAUUAUUUGUGUUGCAUUCAUUUUAGUGCACCGGGAUUGUGGUGGUUAAGCGAUUUUAAAUUAAAAAAAGAGAGCUUCGAAAAGUAUUCAAAGAUAUGUUUGUUGUUGGAGUAUCUUUGAUGGUGAUGACAGGCCUUAUUUCUGGGAUGGAUUCAGGAUAUGAUGGUUUCAUCCACCCAAAGCACCGGUUUCCAUUCUACACCAAGGCAGAUUGGGGAGCAUUGCCGGCCACUGACGUAUACCCCCUCAAGACACCAGUUCCGUAUGUCGUCAUCCACCAUACUUACAUCCCAGGAGCCUGUAACUCCACGGAGCAGUGCAAGCAGUCUAUGAGAUCCAUGCAGAACUACCACCAAAGUCUUGACUGGGGUGAUAUUGGAUAUAACUUCGCUGUAGGCGGUGACGGUGGAGCGUACGAGGGUCGAGGCUGGGAUACGCUUGGCAUCCACACCGGCAAGGCUAACAAUUACAGCAUCGGCAUAUGUCUUAUAGGAGACUUCAGGACGGAACUGCCACCUCCCCAGCAAUUAAUGACGACCAGAGCUCUCAUCCGGGAAGGGGUCUCCAGGGGGAAAAUCAGCCCGAACUACAAACUAGUGGGUCACAACCAGGUCAUGCAGACGGAGUGUCCUGGUGGCGCCCUCUACACUCACAUACAGAAAUGGAAGAAUUACGUACCGGAGUUCGUUUUACCGAAAAAAAUAAAAAAAUAAACUCAUUAUGUAAUAAGAAAAAGGAAGAUUUAUAAAAUAUUUAGAGAUGUCUAAUAUUAUUUUAUUAAUUAGUAAAAAAGUACUAUAUUGAUAAGAGGUGUUUUAAUUUGUCACACUGUUUAACGACAAAGGUCUGUUUAACGAUAAUGUACCUAUUAUGUAGAAUCUUAAGAUAUUAGUUAUAGAGUUUUUUUUUAAUUUUUAAGUUAUAUUAUUCCUCGAAUGUGUAUAAAUCUUUUUUAACCUUUGAAUUAAAUAAAUAUUUCUGAA